CAGGAAGGAGCUGGAGAGGAGACAUGACCGGGGCUCCGGGAGAGGAGGAGUGAGAUGCUGUAAACUCCCAAGAUGGUAAAGAUAUCAUCCUGAAAGAGAUCCAAGGAUCCUCUGAAGGUCAUCAAAUGCAUUCCAUACAGAAACCCUACCACCUGCCACUGCUCUUUAUAGAGAAUUGACUGCGUUACAAUUCAGUGGAAGAGCAGUUGGCGUGGUAAGAAGAUGCUGGGAUCUGAACGUGGAGUAGUGGAAGAAUGGCUCUCGGAAUACAAGGUAUUACCUGAAACACAACUCCCUGCUUAUGCUGCAACUCUUCAUCGAAAGAAAACCCUUGUGUCUGCGCUCUAUAAAGUUAUCCAAGACCCUAAUAACGAGCUUCUGGAGCCAAUCUGUCAUCAGCUCUUUGAGCUGUACCGCAGCUCUGAGGUCCGACUAAAGAGAUUUACAAUGCAGUUCCUACCAGAGUUUAUUUGCGUUUACCUGCGUCUCACUGCCAGCCGUGACCGACAAAGCAAUGGAUGCAUCGAAGCUCUCCUGUUGGGCAUUUACAACCUGGAAAUUGCUGACAAAGACGGGAACAAUAAGGUUCUAUCUUUCACCAUACCCUCAUUAUCCAAGCCCUCAAUAUAUCACGAGCCCUCAUCAUUAGGAUCUAUGGCGUUGACUGAAGGCGCUCUGAGCCAGCACGAUCUUAUCAGAGUGGUAUACAGUGACCUUCACCCGCAGAGAGAAACAUUCACUGCACAGAACAGGUUUGAAGUACUGAGUUUUCUCAUGUUGUGUUACAACUCUGCUAUUGUCUACAUGCCACCAUCAUCCUACCAGUCACUUUGCCGGAUGGGAUCAAGGCUUUGUGUGAGUGGCUUUCCAAGGCAACACGAGAAGCACUGGAAGGAUUUGUGCGGUCGGGUGGUGCUGGAUCCUGGCUUCAUGGUGCAGUUGUUAACAGGAGUCUAUCAUGCUAUAUACAAUGGGGAGUGGGAUCUUGGGCAAGAGGUCCUUGAUGACAUUAUAUACCGUGCCCAGCUUGAGCUUUAUUCACAGCCCCUACUGGUUGCAAAUGCGAUGAAAAAUUCACUGCCAUUUGAUGCUCCAGACACCUCCAAUCAAGGGCAGAAAGUCCUCAAGGUCGAGGUGACCCCAACAGUCCCUCGAAUCUCUAGAACGGCUAUCACCACAGCUUCUAUACGUAGACACCGAUGGAGGAGAGAAGAUGGUUUUGAUCUCACAAGCGACUCGAACCCUGGCUCCCCGACAUUGCGUAUCGCCACAGACCUAAGCACUAAUCGCGAGGGGGAUGUUCUUGUGUACAGGACCCCUGAGACCAACUCUCCAGAAGCUGCCACUAAGGGGCCUGAUGGCACAAUUGGCGGAGAGGACUCCAUACACUUGAAUGAUGCUGAUGAGGGUUUUUCAUCUGGGGCGUCAGUUAGCAGCCAGCCUGUAGGAGCCAAACAGACUUCAGCAACUCAGAGGAGUGGCUCAAGGAAAGGAGGUAGUGUGCGUUCUGUCAAGGAAAGAGAACCACCAACACCAUCAAAGACUAGUGAAAGUCUUCGAGAUGUAAUGCCUAGAAAACCACCCGUCCCUACAGCUGCUGACGCCACACUUGAAGGGAUAGAGUUAUCACCAAUGAAGAAGCACUUGAGCCUCCCAGCUGGUCAUGUGGUGGCAAAAGCCACUAGCUUAAGUCUGAUCAGAACCUCCAGCACUUCAUCCACAAAAUCAUUUGACUAUGUAAAUGGCAGUCAAGCUGGCGGCAGUGGUGGGGUAGAAAGUGUUACAAACCUCUCUGUCUGCAACACAAACCGGUUUUCAACUAUAAGCCUUCAAGAGGACCGGCUAGGCCAUUCAGGAGAGAAUAAAGACCUCUUGUCGCCUGGUGCACCUUUGACCAAACAAUCCCGAUCACCAAGUUUCAAUAUGCAGUUAAUUUCCCAGGUUUAAUUUUGUUUCUCAUUGACCGUAAACAGUGCAUAUUUGCACAGAAACAAAUAAUCCUCAUACAGCAGCCUAAAAUACUUAUGACUUGCCCCUUUUUACUCUUGAAAAAUUCUGUGUGCAAGAGCAAUACAAAUCCCCUUCCCUACUCUCCAUGCCCGUGAAUAGAACUAUCGUAAAAAGCGUUUAUUCAUUAUUUCUUUAAUUUUUUUUAUUUUUUUUUUUUAAUUCCUUAUUAAUUUGGGUCAAGUGCAAUGAAUGAACGUUCAGUUGGUCCAAUCAUAAAUUCUAGCGGAAAGUAUUUCAGUUAAAAUGAAGAUAAUGUAAUGAGUUGGGGGUUCCAACAAAUAAUGCAAAGCAUCUUUUCUGUACCAGAAGUUCAAAGGAGAUAUUUAAAAGGUCAAUUGACCGAUCACUUUGUGCAAUGCAUUUUUAAGUGACUAUGGUUACAUUUAUCAGUCUGCUGCACCUUUUGGACAAUUUAUGUAUGUUCCUUUCCAACCAGGGGUCCAUCAGCAACAACAUCUUUCACUGGAAGUCAUCAUUUUAGAAGUUAAAAAUAACCGGAAAAUAUAGAUUGCAAAUAUCUUAAGAAGACAUUUCUAUAACCCAUGCUACGUGUCUUCCCUUCAUGCCCUAUGGAUUUUGGGUUAGUGUGGCCCAUGGAUUCAAGAUUUCAGAAGACAAUCCGCACAUCCAAGAUAAUCCAAACUGACUUCUGUAUGAUAAUCACAAUUUCUCCUUGCCUAUGCUUGCUGUUGGAUGUCAAAUAACUUGUUGGGUAAAGAGAGGGACUUGUAGGCUGCAUUUACUUGCUGGAAAUCAGUCGUACAGCCUUCUCAGCUGCUCCCCUUCUGUCCUUCUCCCCAGUGACCCAUGCAUAGGUUUGUAUAUCCAUUUGUGCAGGCCAGAGAACACUAUAGGGAGUGUUCAGCAGCCUGUAAGAAUUGCUGUUGUGUAAAUCGAAGCUGUUUUCUUGGUGACCCUCUAGACCACACUGCCUUUGUGAUUACUAUUCAUUUUAUAUGUUGUGAUUAACGUUCCCAAAAUGACCUGUUGUUUUUUUAUUUUAAACAAGAUUGUCGUGGGCCUGAAGUUCAUUGCUUCUUUGUCCCGCAAUUCAGAAGAUAAUCUGAAUGCCACUUAUCCAGGUGUGAAUGUAUAAGGCUAUUCAGUGACCACAGUUGAAAUUAACCUCAUUAUGUUUGGUUUAAAUUUUUUUGUUCCUUUAUAUAUUCGUAUGGGCUUAUGUCGACCUAUUCUGCUUGUGGCAUUGUCUCCUAGAUGUUUACAGGGUAUCUGUCCAAAGGGCAGAGCCAAUAUACCAACUUAUAUUGUUUGUAUUGGCAAUCAAGUUUUGUAUGAGCCUGACCUAUUAUCAAGAUAAGCUGCCCUGUGAAUUUUGUAGUAUAGACAUGUAUAUCAUCUGUGAUAGCUGGAUAACGUCACCUUCUGCUGAAUACCCUUAAAUAUUCCUAAUGCUGUGUAGUUGCUGUACAGGAAUUUCUUUCCUUAUUAUAACCUCCGAUAGAACAGAUCCAUAUCUGCACAAGAGAUAAGUGUUGCUUUCAAAUCAGAAUGUUCAGUGCCCAACUUUCAGAACAUAAUGAUAAAUGAAAAACCAGUGAAUUCUAAAAGGUUCCAAAAUGUAUUUAAACAACAACAAAAAAAGCUGAAGUUUUGGUUUUGAAAGCUCUGUAUAGCAAGUUGGUUUUACAAAGAUGGUCAUGUAAAUCUAGUAUACUGCACAUAAAGAGAACAAUUUAUUUUAUUGUAGACAACUUGGGCAGGCAUUGGCUCCAUCCCAAGGUUACUGUUGAUUCAGCUGAGCUUACGGAGUGGAGUAGUUUCCAUGUUACUUUUUUUUUUUUCUGUUCAUGCCAUAUGUUCCACCAUUAUUAUGUAAGUGGUUUGGGUUAAUAUUUUUAAAUGAACAUUUAAAGUAGCUUUAUUUCCUAUUUAAGCAAGUCCCAUAUGGAGCCCCAGAUAGUUCUACCUCACUGCUCAGGGAUACACAACCAGGUGUAGGCAAGCUGUGGCACUGCCAUUGUUGUAGAUGGAUUAUAUUUGGCCUGCAGUGGUUAGCAGAACAUGCCGAGAGACGUGAUGCACAAAAGCUACGGUGCCAAAGUUUGCUUCACCUUGUUCACGUCUGGUCUUGAUCACAAGACUUUAAUACCUGAUACAUUUCAGAAAACCCAUUUGUGCUCAGGCAGAUAUGGUUUUAAGACUGGCUUAUCACCAAUAAUGAUGUCUAGCUCAUUUGUUUGAACAGGUAUAUCCACUGUUGCUAUAAUGCUUCAACCACUCUUGAGAAUCCAUUUAUUUAGCUCACCUCAAUAAGCAAUGUUAUAGCAUCAGUCUUGAUGUACCUGAUGCCUCAUAUAGAAAUACAUAAAUAAAGUCAAUGGACAGCUGCUAUGCUACACAGUACUGAAUAGAAAGGUAAUACAUUUAUAGCUCUUUAAUUAAAAACAAAAUAUUGACAGAAUUAUUGCAUGUAUAGCCCUGGUUGCUUUAAUUGUCAGAGGUGCAUAUUGCAGUCUGUUACGCUAGGACACUAUUGUGAAGGUGUUUAUUUUUAUGAUGAUUUUAAUCUAGAAAGAUGCAUGCUCACAGUAGUUGCCAAUCACUGGAUGUCAUCUGUUAAACAUUCAGUAAAUAAUGGUUAAUUUAAAGGAACUGUAACUUAUACUUGGAAACAUCACUGCUUGUCUCUGAUAGUCGGCUGGUGGAUUUAUAUUCCAUGGUUCGUUUUAAAUACAGGUAUGUCAUGACAUUGCCUCAAAACUGACAAAAUAGUGGUUAUCAGUUAUUAAUAAUUAUUAAAAGUAUGGGAUGUUAAUGUUUUAAAUUAACUCUCCAAGCUCUGUUGCCCCUAUGUCUAUAGGAGAAGU
Messenger RNA from Pelobates fuscus (common spadefoot toad), 4838 nucleotides. It is a transcript of the gene HYCC2, whose product is annotated as hyccin PI4KA lipid kinase complex subunit 2. The record is from RefSeq and is a predicted model, not a curated record. Gene Ontology annotation, biological process: protein localization to plasma membrane; phosphatidylinositol phosphate biosynthetic process. The transcript has 14 exons. NCBI's taxonomy places the organism in Eukaryota, Metazoa, Chordata, Amphibia, Anura, Pelobatidae. Bases 223 to 1947 code for a protein of 574 amino acids. Gene Ontology annotation, cellular component: plasma membrane.